This is a messenger RNA of Glossina fuscipes, 724 nucleotides long. Its product is annotated as nucleolar protein 56-like. Gene Ontology annotation, cellular component: small-subunit processome; box C/D methylation guide snoRNP complex. The record is from RefSeq and is a predicted model, not a curated record. Lineage: Eukaryota; Metazoa; Arthropoda; Insecta; Diptera; Glossinidae. The transcript has a single exon. Gene Ontology annotation, molecular function: snoRNA binding.
AUGAAUGCAAAAGCGUCCAUGGGUAUGGAUAUUUCAAUUAUAGAUUUAAUGAACAUAGAAAUGUUUGCGGAGCGUGUUGUUAAAUUAUCUUAAUAUCGUGAGAAAUUGUCUACGUACUUGCGCAACAAAAUGACUUCUGUAGCUCCUAAUUUGCAAUCGUUUAUUGGUGACCAAGUGGGUGCACGUUUAAUAUCGCACGCUGGUAGUUUGACAAAUUUGGCUAAGUAUCCCGCCUCCACGGUACAAAUUCUGGGAGCUGAAAAGGCUUUAUUCCGAGCUCUUAAAACACGUUCAAACACUCCAAAAUAUGGUUUAAUAUAUCACUCUUCGUUUAUUGGGCGUGCUGUUUUUACGAAUAAGGGACGUAUAUCCCGGUUCCUGGCAAAUAAAUGUUCUAUUGCAUCGCGUAUCGAUUGCUUUCUUGAACAACCAACAUCGGUAUUUGGCGAAAGUCUGAAAGCACAAGUUGAAGAACGACUUAAGUUUUAUGAAACUGGUGAAAUUCCCCGAAAAAAUAUUGAUGUUAUGAAGGAAGCCAUACAGAGUGCUACUGGAACAGCUAUUACCGACGAAGCCACCAUCGAAGAUGCACAAACUCUGAAAAAGAAAAACAAAAAGAGGAAACGUAACCACGCAGAGGAAGAAGAAGAAGGAAACGAUGUCAGUGGUACAGUUGCUAAAGAGAGAUCUAGUGAUAAUCAUUUAAAGAAUAUGUAAAAUUAUA